This is a messenger RNA of Plectropomus leopardus (leopard coralgrouper), 4860 nucleotides long. RefSeq names its product ADAM metallopeptidase with thrombospondin type 1 motif, 10 (gene adamts10). Gene Ontology annotation, cellular component: extracellular matrix. NCBI's taxonomy places the organism in Eukaryota, Metazoa, Chordata, Actinopteri, Perciformes, Serranidae. Gene Ontology annotation, molecular function: metalloendopeptidase activity. Gene Ontology annotation, biological process: proteolysis; extracellular matrix organization. The record is from RefSeq and is a predicted model, not a curated record.
GGGACCACUGCACUGAAUUCUGUUACUAUAGCAACUACUGUAGUAACCAUGGAAACUCUAUGGAGGACUGGUCUGGUCUGCACUGUCAUUGUCAUCAUGGUUGCCACAGAGGUCGAAGGAGGUCAGCAAGAUGAGUUUGCCCAGUCACAAGCUGCCUUCCUGUCCAGUCUAGGCCAGUAUGAGAUUGCCAUCCCAGUACGUGUAGGACCUAAUGGAGAGACGCUGGAUGUAGAAACGUCGCAACACCACAGAAGAAGAAGACGCAGCACUGAAGACAGACUGCCUGACUCUCUCUUCUACCAGCUGUCCACGUCACACAACAACUUCCUGCUGAACCUAACGCUGCAGGGAGGCCUGCUGUCCCGGCAGUUCAGGGUGGAGUACUGGAAGAAAGGUCGAUUAGCAUGGAGUCAUCCCUAUUCUCCUCACUGCCACUAUGUAGGACACCUCCAGGACCAGCCACACUCUAGCAAAGUGGCCCUGAGCAACUGUAACGGCCUGCAGGGGGUGAUUGUUGCAGGGGGUGAGGAGUACCUGAUUGAACCCCUUGUCUCACCAGAUAACCAGACCAGGACAGAGAGGGGGGAGAGAGCAGAGGGGCGCCCCCAUGUGGUUUACAAGCGGUCAUCGCUCCGCCAUCAGUACAAGGGCCAAUCCUGUGGAGUCAUUGAUGAGAAGCCAAUGAAAGGCGCGUCAUGGUGGCAGCGAACUCUGAAGACGCCUCCCCAUCACGUCGGUCGUGGCCAGCUGCCUCUCAAGCGCUCAGUUAGCCGGGAGCGCUAUGUGGAGACGCUGGUGGUCGCUGACAAGAUGAUGGUGGGUUACCAUGGUCGCAGAGACAUCGAGCAGUACAUCCUGGCUGUCAUGAAUAUUGUUGCCAAACUGUUCCAGGAUUCUAGCCUGGGGAAUGCAGUCAACAUUGUGGUGACGCGGCUCAUCCUGCUAAUGGAAGACCAGCCAACACUAGAGAUCAAUCACCAUGCAGGAAAGUCUUUAGACAGCUUCUGCAAGUGGCAAAAAACCAUCCAGCACCGAAGCAGCUACGGAAACGCCAUACCAGACAACGGGAUCGCUCAUCAUGACACUGCUGUGCUCAUCACCAGAUACGACAUCUGCAUCCAAAAGAACAAGCCUUGUGAAACCCUAGGUCUGGCUCCUGUAGGAGGGAUGUGUGAGCCAGAGAGAAGCUGCAGCAUCAAUGAGGACAUCGGCCUAGGAACAGCCUUCACGAUCGCCCACGAGAUAGGACACACGUUUGGGAUGAACCAUGACGGUAUGGGGAACGCCUGCGGGCCCCGCAGCCAGGAGACCGCCAAGCUGAUGGCUGACCACAUCACCAUGAAGACAAACCCGUUCAUCUGGUCCGCCUGUAGCCGGGAUUACAUCACCAGCUUCCUGGACUCAGGUAUGGGCUCCUGUCUGAACAACAUCCCCCCCAAGCAGGAGUUUGUGUACCCCACCACAGCGCCGGGUCAGGCCUACGACGCAGACGAACAGUGCCGCUUCCAGUACGGCGUCAGAUCUCGACAAUGUAAAUAUGCGGAAGUCUGCAGUGAACUUUGGUGCAUGAGCAAGAGCAACCGUUGCAUCACCAGCAGCAUUCCUGCUGCUGAGGGAACCAUCUGUCAGACCAACACCAUAGAGAAAGGGUGGUGCUACAAGAGGGUGUGUGUGGUGUACGGGACUCGUCCGGAGGGUGUGGAUGGGGGCUGGGGUCUGUGGUCACCCUGGGAGGAGUGCAGCAGGACCUGUGGAGGAGGAGUUUCCUCGUCUAUCAGACACUGUGACAGCCCCAGGCCAACUAUUGGUGGAAAGUAUUGUCUGGGGGAGAGGAAGCGCUUCAGGUCCUGCAAUAUUGAUGAGUGCCCUGCAGGCUCUCGGGAUUUCCGGGAGAUUCAGUGCUCUGAUUUCGACAGCGUUCCUUUCCGGGGAAAGUUCUACACCUGGAAGCCAUACAGAGGAGGUGGUGUGAAGCCCUGCUCUCUCAACUGCCUGGCAGAAGGAUACAACUUCUACACAGAGCGUGCUCCAGCUGUGGUGGAUGGCACACCUUGCCGAGACGACUCUCUGGAUGUUUGUGUAAACGGGGAGUGUAAGCACGUUGGCUGUGAUCGUGUCCUCGGUUCAGACGUUCGUGAGGACCGCUGCCGAGUCUGCGGGGGUGACGGGAGCCGCUGUGUGUCUGUAGAGGGACUCUUCAAUGACUCGCUGCCUGAAGGAGGUUAUGAAGAAGUGGUCAGAAUUCCCAAAGGAUCGGUGUUCAUCCACUUACAAGAACUCAACAUCUCCCUCAACUACCUUGUGCUAAAGAGUAAAGGGGACCAGUACUUCAUCAAUGGGAAGCUGACCAUUGACACUCCACGCAGGUUCGACGUUGCUGGUACCAUCUUCCACUACAGGCGUCCCACUGAUGGACCAGAAACUCUUGAAGCUUUGGGGCCAACAAACAUGACCCUGAUUGUCAUGGUGCUGGUGAGGGAGGAGAACCCAGGGAUCCACUAUCGCUUCAACCCCCCACUGAACAGAGAACCUCUGACUGGCUUUGCCUGGCACUACACCUCCUGGUCACGCUGCUCUGCUCUCUGCGCUGGAGGUGUGCAGACCCAGCAGGUGGUUUGCAGGAAGCAGGCAGAUCAUUCAGUCGUCUACAACCACUUCUGUGACAAGAAGAACAAACCCAAAGAGAAGAGAAGAUACUGCAACACUGAGCCCUGCUCCCCAUCCUGGUGGACAGGAGAGUGGUCCGAGUGCAGCCGCAGCUGUAACGGCGGCCUUCGAACACGGGAGGUGUUAUGUAAAAGGAGGAUCUCUGUGACAGAGGAGAAGAUCCUGGACGACUCAGCCUGCACAUCCCCACGUCCGUCUGUCACUGAGCCCUGCAGCAACCACAGCUGCCCCCCCGAGUGGUUGGCCCUGGACUGGUCAGAGUGUACGCCCAGCUGUGGUCCUGGCUACAGGCACCGUGUGGUCUUGUGUAAGAGCGGGGAGAGUGGUGACAACCUGCCAGAAUCCAAGUGCCCCAAACAUGGCCGACCCACCUCCAGGGUGCGCUGUAACCUGCAGCGCUGCCCUCCCCCUCAGUGGGUGACGGGUCCCUGGGGAGAGUGUUCUGCCAGGUGCGGUCUGGGUCAGGAGAUGCGUUCGGUGCAGUGUCUGACCCACACCGGCCAGCCGUCCAAUGAGUGUCUGGAACAUCAGCGGCCAGCAGCCAUGCAACAAUGCAAGAGCAAAUGUGACCUCAGUCUGCCCAUCAGUACAGACAACCCCGAAGGCCAAAUGACGGGAGGAUUAAUGUCAUUCCAUACAAGUCGUAUAAGUCUGAACAAUAAAGAGUGUAAAGAUGUGAACACUGUGGCCUACUGCCCCCUGGUGCUCAGGUUCAAGUUCUGCAGCCGGCCAUAUUUCAGACAAAUGUGCUGCAAGACCUGCCAGGGACACUGACGCUCACAGCAUCCCAUCUCUGGGUCCUGUACACACUCGCAGUAAGCGUGAAGCCCUCCCACUGAGCCUCGUAACAGCACACUCCCUCUAUCAGAGGAUCUAACUGGGACGUUGUCGGACUGACACCUCGUCCCGUAACUGUUAAAGGGGGACCUUUGUUUUCCAGCCUGAAUCCAGCACAGACCAGGCGCCUCUGCGGGCCGAGCUGAGUUUUACAUUCCACUGGAGGGAGGGCUGCUGAAACCUGGAGAGACUGAGAGAAGGAGAGAGUGACUUCCCUCCGUCGUCUGUCUUUCUAAUGAUCCCUCUGUUGUAAUAUUUUGGUGCUACUAUAUUUCUUUUUGGCCGCAGGGCUGGUCGCAGUACUCUCUUAAACCUGUAUGUUAACAGGUGAUAUUUGUUUAGUUAAAAGAAAUCCACUUUGUAAAGAAAAUGAUUUUCCAGAUAUCUUCGCCCAUGAAAAGGAAUAUCAUAUGCUAUAAAAUGAAAGAUUUGUUUCUAUGUUAUCUAAUAGUUGUUACUUGACCACAUUGUUGUACGCCAUUGCUUUGUUCCAUAUCAGCAUAUCCAUCAAGUCCUCGCUGUUAUUCAGCUGAAGUAUGAGCAGAGUUUGAUUUGCACAAAGUGUCAGCAGUCAGAGGACUUGUUUAUGUUAUGUUUUCAUGUGAUUUGACUUGAUGUCUCUGUGGAAGCUAUAAAUGUCUCACUGCAGUGAACCUGCCGUAGUCUUGCCAUUUUGGUCCGUUUGCUUAAAUGUUAUCACCUCUACCGUAAAACAGAUUUUCGUGCUGCACAGAGACACUGCCUAAACGAUGUGAGAGCAAAACCAGUGCUGACUCGCCUGGACGUUUUCAGAUUAAAGGAUGUUAUUUUGUGGCUGCGGACUGUGGCAGCUUGUGCAUAAAAUCUUCAAAAAGGAACUUUUAACAGCUCGCCUCGGUGUCAUUAUCUGACAAUCCCUCAGCGCGGGGCCUUGCUGUUAAUUUUUUUUUAGGUUUAUUUUUGCCAGAUGUUACCACUCAUUCCACAGUGCUAGUAACUUUUACUGUGAGUGGAAAUUCAGAGCACAGUGACACACAGUUGAGUCAGCUCUGCCAGCAGGAACAGGCCCAGUGAGGAGGAGUAGAGACCUUUGACCGCGCUGCUUUCAAACUGCUUUUUAUAGUAGGAGUGCUAAUCUGAGGAUGGAUUCACACACCCAUAAAAUGUCAGAUAUCUUCGAUGCUGCUGUGAAAAGAUUUAGGCAACUUCUUUUUUUCUGAAUUAGAGCUCAUUUAAACUAAUUUUUAAUGUGAUAUUAGCUCACUUUUUUUGGCCACAUGGGGGCAGCAGAAACAAGUUUUAAACACAACACUGAAGUGUUGCGAUAUACAGGUAUUCACGAUAAGCCUAAUUACAUAUAUAUAUAUAUAUAUAUAU